AUGAAUUCGAUCUUUCUUGUGCUCGCCGCUGCUUUUGUUCUAUGCCAAAGAGCCGAUGCCUUCCCGUUCGCAUAUCCAGUGUACUCAUCAUUUACGCCUGUUGUACAUGCGGUAGCUCCGGUAGCUCCUGUGGUGCAUGCUGCCCCUGUCUAUCCAAUGGGUAGUCCUCGUCGUGAGCUUCACAACAUUGCAGGAGCCAGAAGAAGGGAGUCUGAACUUCUCACCGACGUCGCAAUUCGUUUUCCAAUGAAGAAAGCACACAAGAAUCGUUAAACGAAAUACGAGAAAAAACAACCGGUGCGUGUACACUGUCAUGGCUCAAUAAAACACAGCUGCACA
Cylicocyclus nassatus is the source of this 339-nucleotide messenger RNA. NCBI's taxonomy places the organism in Eukaryota, Metazoa, Nematoda, Chromadorea, Rhabditida, Strongylidae. The record is from the annotation of a GenBank genome assembly.